Messenger RNA from Stegastes partitus (bicolor damselfish), 3130 nucleotides. It is a transcript of the gene txndc16, whose product is annotated as thioredoxin domain containing 16. Bases 114 to 2606 code for a protein of 830 amino acids. The transcript is spliced from 20 exons. Lineage: Eukaryota; Metazoa; Chordata; Actinopteri; Pomacentridae. The record is from RefSeq and is a predicted model, not a curated record.
UUUUGACAUGUUUCACUGUGCAACCGGGCGAAAAAUAACCUUGCAUGCAACGUUUGUCGGUGGCCUACCUCGUCUAUGGACAUAAACCGACAUAGCCCACAUCCCCGUUGCUCAUGAUGUGGAUGUGUGUCGCUGUGUUCCUGCUGUGGAUGAGGUCAGGAGGAUGCACAGACAAGGCCAACACGUCAGACCUCAUUGAAUACACAGCUGCAGACUUCUAUGAGAAAUUGCAUUCUGGGAAGAUGAUGUUUAUCUAUUUUGAGCAUCAAGUCUCUCCAACCAUCUCCCUGUUCUUGGUGGAGUUGGAGAAGUCUGCCGAAGCGCUGCAGGAUUACGGAGUCCUGGUUGGCACGAUCAACUGCAACAAGGAGCUGGUUCAAACCUACUGCACAGAUGAAAGGCUGCUGCACACGGCUUUUCUGUUCAGAGGCGGUAAGGAGUUCUUGAGUUUUGAUUUGGACACAGUCUUUGACGUCAACUCCAUCGUCUCUGAAGUCCUGUUCGCCAUCCUGCGUGACGAGGUCAAGUACGUCCACACAGACGCUGAUCUCCUGGCCAUGGAGAAGGCAGCCAGAGGGAAGAAGGAUAUUGUGCUGGGUUAUGUUCAAAGUCUGGGGACGCAAGAGCACAGAUCCAUGAUGGAGACGGCGUACGUGUACGGAUCCAGGUAUCAGUUCAUCCUCAUAACAGGAGGCCCGGUGCUGAAGCACUUAGGCGUGAACGAGUCGUCCCACUCGUCUGGAGUGUGGUUCCUCCACUGCAGAGUUCACAGUGGGUUCAUGACCCCGAUGACCCCUGAGCGCUGCCCUCUGACCCGCAUGAGGAAACCCCUGUCGACCCUGAGCCUCCACGCCUUCCUGCAGCUCAUGGAGGCUCCACUCGUGUCUGAAGUGUAUGACGACCCCUCCUCGGUCCAGCCCCCCCAGUUCCCCUACCAGCAGACCCCCCAGGUCUUCCUCUUCUCUCGUCCCGCCACCGAGCACCUGGACCUGGACACGGCCACCGCUCUGGCCUGGAGGCUGCGCGGCCUCGCCCUGCUGCUGCUCGUACACAGGCAGAGUCCUGCGGUGAGAACCCCUGAUGAAUAUAACGCUGCUUACAGGCUGCCUGAGAAGAGUUCAGAGGUGAAGUAUUUGACCUUACACAGCCUGGAUGAGGUGUUGGACAUCUUCAUAAAUCAAGAAAAAGAGGAAGAGGAAGAGGAGGAGGAGGAGGAUGAAGAGGAGGAUGAUUCACAUUUUGGCAACGUGGACGAUGAAAUUGCGGCAACGGUCUUUGAAAACCGAGGCAACCUGCUGGACAUGGACUCAAUUACGCAGCUGACGUCUGAGAACUUCCACACCGCAGUGGCACAAAGCAGCCUGACAGUGGCGCUCUUCUACCUCAAAUGGGAUGCUGUGUCAAUGGCUUUUCUCAGCUCCUUCAUAGAAGUUGCAGAGUUACUUGCAGAUUCUGAGGUCCACGAUGUUCAGAUGAGUGCGGUGGACUGCGGAGAGUGGACCGACCUCUGCGCCGCUCAGCCAGGCAGCGCCGUCCCGUUCCAGCCAAUCACAGCCUUCCCCAGCGUCCUGCUGCUCCGCCCGCGAGAGUCCGCUCAACCCUACAGAGGAAUGCUGGGCAGUGAGGCGCUGCAUCGCUUUAUCAUGAUGAGCCGCGCUGACUGUCCUCUACUGCUGUCCACCCAGGACGACGUCACAUCCUUCCUUCAGGACGUUUCUCAUCCCGAGCUAACGGGCUACAAGCCUGACAGAGUCGUGGGACUGUUUAAGACGCACACGCCAACAGGUUUACAAGUUUUUACUGCAGCAGCAAAGUCACUGAGAGGAGACGUGCUGAGCGGCCUGCUGACGGAUGGGCCGGCAGAGAAAUGGGCUGCGGGCCUCGCUGUGGACCUUCCUGCAGUGUUGGUGUUUCCUUCUUGGAGGACGCACACACAUCCGUCCGCUCUGCCAGCGUCCUCGUCUGCUGAAGAGCUGCUCACACACAUCAACACCGCCCGGCUCCACCCGAUGCCUGAGCUGACUGUGGAAAACCUGCCGUCCUUCCUCUGGCUGGGUAAAGCCCUGCUCAUUCUCUUCGUGGGAGAGGAGGAGGACGAGAUCGGGCGGCGGCAGAACCAGGCGCUGGUGGAGGAAAUGAGAGGAGUGGUGGAGCUGGGGGGCUGGAGGAUGGAGCGAUACCUGCCCUGCUGGAUCCACCUUGGCCGCACUCCAGCUGGGAUGUCUGUCCUGGGGUCCUACCUGGGCUCUAUGCCUCCUCUUCCUGCACUGGUCCUCACACAUUUGCCCUCUGGAGGUGGAGUCUAUCAGUAUCCGCCCAACACCCCGAUAGCAGCCUCCUCCGUGCUGCUGUGGCUGCAGAGGGUCGAGGAUGGAGCCGAGUCACCGGCAGGGACGCUGGGGGAGGACAGCUGGCCUCCUGCCGCCGACUUCUACGACUUUCUGAACAUCAUGGACACGCAGGAAGCCGACUCCACCCAGCAGCAGAGUCCUAAAGAGGAGGAAGAGGAGGAAGAAGACGAGGAAGAGGUGGAUGUAAAAGAACAUUUGGUGUCUAACGAAGCGACACACGACAACCUGGACAGUAACACCCACUCUGAACUGUGACAGGACGCGAUGGGGUGGAAAUGACACUCCUGAUUAAACUUCAUUCAUCUGGGCUUCGGUUGUUUUCUUUUUUAUUCAUAGCUUACAUCGUUGUCAUUAAAAUGGAGGUUUAAUGCCAGAUUAGUGAAGCUUUCGCGAAACACUUCAUGUUGAACGAUCACAGGGACUUUUUGACACCAUUUCUAUACUCAUAUUUUUAUGUUUAUGUAUUUUAGGUGCUUUUGAUGCCGUAUGAAUCAUCUUGAGGUGUUUCCUCAGGGGGGGAUUUGUAGGAACUGUUUGACUGUCUGGUUUCACUGCUGUGGGUUUGAGUCUCCGUGAACUCUGUGGGUUUUAACAGGAAAGCUGACAGUUCUCUCUUUUUCUUUAUAGAGCUGCUUCUGAUCUACACAUCUGUAGCAAGUGCCACUCUCUAAAAUGUUUGCUCAUUUAAAACCACAAAAACUCGGAAGGAAGUAGUUUGAAAGCGAUACGCACGCAGUUUUUCAUUGUAAUUACAAAUGAAAUGUAUUAAUGAUUAUUUA